Contarinia nasturtii (swede midge) is the source of this 1205-nucleotide messenger RNA. RefSeq names its product THO complex subunit 6 (gene thoc6). Gene Ontology annotation, biological process: mRNA export from nucleus. Gene Ontology annotation, cellular component: THO complex; transcription export complex. Gene Ontology annotation, molecular function: protein binding. Bases 92 to 1168 code for a protein of 358 amino acids. NCBI's taxonomy places the organism in Eukaryota, Metazoa, Arthropoda, Insecta, Diptera, Cecidomyiidae. The transcript is spliced from 2 exons. The record is from RefSeq and is a predicted model, not a curated record.
GUCAAACACCACAACAUUUUAUAUUCUAAACAAAAAUAGUUUGCUUAAAAUCUGAUGGUGAAAAAGCAAAUCGGCACAACAAAAUCAAAAAAUGUUGGCCGAAUAUCAAAAAUUAUUCUACAAUAAUGUCUUAUCACAGACCAUUUCUAGUUGUGGCGAAUUUUUAUUUGCGGGCACAAAUUUCGGUGAAAUAUUCGUUUACAGUAUACCGCAAAUAUGUGUGAGUCCAGAUGAUGAAAAUUAUGACAGUGCAUCGUUGCAGGCAAAUGAUACGAAGUCCGGUAUUAGUACGGCAACCACGCUAAAAAAUUCGCUGACAAAACCAAUUCAAGUAUUCAAUGUGACCGAAAAUGGCAAAAAGCAACAAGUACAAAGUUUGGCCUUUUUCGAGAAUUUCCUAAUCGUUGGAACGAAUACGGGUCGCAUCAGUGGUUAUACAUGGUACAAAAAUCGCUUGACGAAAAAAACAUGGGAAACAUUUUUGGCCAAUCAAAAUUUGGCCGAUCAAAACGAUAUGAAUUGUUUUUGGUUGGAAAAAAAGAAUGGUAUUUUAUAUGUUGGAUGCGGUGACAACAAUAUGUAUGCCAUUAGUUUAGAAACGGGCAAAAUAAUUCGCACAUUCAUCGGCCAUACGGGAUUUUUACAUUGGAUCGAUGGUAUGGCUGAUUCGAAUUUAUAUUCAGCAUCGGAAGAUGGUUCGGUUAAGUUUUGGGAUAAACGAGAAAAGCGAUACGUCAACCAAUUGGAACCGUGGAAAGAUGAACGACUGGAACGGCCACAAUUUGGUAAAUGGCAAGGUACGGUGGCCGUUACAGACGAUUGGCUGUUAUGUGGCGGUGGACCAAAAUCAAGCCUUUAUCACUUACGCUCACUCGAAUGCUCAACAGUCUUCGAUGUUAACAGCAGCAUUCAUGUGUCCGGCUUUCUCGAUGACAUUGUUUACUUGGGCGGUGAUAAUAAUCAUUUGUUUCAGUACAAUUUAAAAGGCGAUGUUACGGCCGAAAUUCCAGUCUCAUCGUCGGCUAUUUAUUCCGUUGUUUCACAGACCACACCAGAAAAAUUCAUGUCAAUCGCUGGUGCCAGUAAUUGCUUGGACAUUUGCACAAAUUUCAAUUACAAAGACAUCAUGCUGAAAUUGUAUGAAGCACCAAAUCAUUCGAAUAAAUAAUAAUUAUACAAUUUUUUCCCAUUAUAUUGUAAAUGAU